Nelumbo nucifera (sacred lotus) is the source of this 3801-nucleotide messenger RNA. Its product is annotated as C18orf8. NCBI's taxonomy places the organism in Eukaryota, Viridiplantae, Streptophyta, Magnoliopsida, Proteales, Nelumbonaceae. The record is from RefSeq and is a predicted model, not a curated record. Gene Ontology annotation, biological process: regulation of autophagy. Gene Ontology annotation, cellular component: lysosomal membrane; late endosome membrane; Mon1-Ccz1 complex.
CCCACAUGAGCGUGCUCCACAGGCGCCCCACAGCCCAUCCCAUCCGUGCAUUGCACGGGGCCCUACCAGUAUGGAAGGAACAAAGACUGUUAGGUGGUUGUGACUCGCGAGUUGUGAACUUCGGUCAGUACGACUGAAUUUUACAGAACAGAUAUCUCUCUUGCUGUGUUCUUGAUGGGACCGAAUCGACGAAUGAUUUAAUUCCAAGGUUUCAAGUAAAUGGUGAUAUUUUCGAAAAUGUAUGAGCUUCUAAGAUUGUCCAAACAGCUAAAGAAAGUAGAGUCAAGCCUAUUUUCUAGAGAGGGAAGGUCUUCAUGAUAGCCGGUGAAUUGCAUGUAGUUUUGAUCUUGAUGACUCUACACAAUAUGCCAAUUUUUUCUUGCCUAAUUAAGGUUAAGAAAAUCAUGUUCUUAACUUCUUGUGCAAUUAAAGCCUGCAAAAAUUUCAAGCAAGAGUAAAGUGAAAAUGAAAGAUCGAAACACCAGUUCCACCCUCAAGCGCAUCUUAGUAAGCUGUGCAUCUCAGGCGAAAGAAUAUGGGAGUUGUGUUGCAAAAAAGGUUCCACAGGUUGAACAGGACAUGUGUUUGAAAGAGUUUCUCGCAUUAAAAUCAUGCAUGCAGAAGCUCAGAGGAAGAGUUUGAGAUCAAAUUCCUCCUUUCCCAAUCUACUGUCAUUCACUGAAUUCCACAAUUGCUGGUCAUAAAGCUCAGAGACAAUAAAAUUUGAAACAUACAGAAAACAUACAUUGUGUUAAAUUGAGAAUUUGAUAUAGUGUAGUGGCUUUUGUAUGGAAUGAUAUAGUCCUCCAAAUUUUUACUUGGCUAUUGUUACUUCGGUAUUUCCCCUUCUGUGUGACCUUAAAGUUCAUAAGCAGAAUUAAGUGACUAGUAAAAUUCUACUAUAACUUAAAGACAAGAAAACUGAAACAUGUCUGCAAAAGCAUUAAAUUCACAGCCUGGCGUUGCUUUAGGUGGAUCUGGGACUCUAUCUCAUGUUUAUAUUCAGCAUCCUCCUCUAAGAUGUACAAUUCCUGGUUCAAAAGGUCUAUUCUAUGAUGAUGGAAAUAAAUUGCUGCUAUCAGUAACUUCUGAUCAGGUCUUUGCAUGGAAAACUGUUCCACUUACUCCACCUGAUGCUCCUAGCUGUGAUUCUAUAGGUGAAGGGCCUGUGCUUUCUGUUCGCUAUUCUCUAGAUGCAAAGGUUUUAGGGAUUCAACGAUCAAAUCAUGAGAUUCAGUUCAAGAACAGAGAAACUGGGGAGGCUCUGAUUCAUAGAUGUAGGUUGGAGUCUGAGAUCAUACUGGGUUUUUUUUGGAUAGAUUGUCCAACUUGCGAUGUUGUAAUUGUAAAAACUAGUGGGCUGGAUUUGUUCACAUAUGAACCUGAGGUUAAAAUUCUCCGCCUGGUGGAGACAAAGAAAUUGAAUGUCUGCUGGUAUGUUUAUACACAUGAAAGCCGGAUGGUUCUUCUUGCUUCUGGAAUGCAGUGCAAGACAUUUACUGGAUUUCAGUUUUCAUCUGGGGGAAUUAUUCGGUUGCCAAGAUUUGAUAUGGCAAUGGCUCAAGCAGAGGUGAACAAAAAACCUGUUCUUGCUGCAGAAGAUGUGCAUAUUGUUACAAUAUAUGGUAGGAUAUACUGCUUGCAAGUUGAUAGAGUUGCUAUGCUGCUGCACUUAUACAGAUUUUACCGAGAUGCUGUCAUCCAGCAGGGUUCGUUGACAAUUUAUUCAAGCAAGAUUGCAGUCAGUGUGGUUGAUAAUGUACUUCUUGUUCAUCAAGUGGAUGCCAAAGUUGUUAUACUCUACGACAUGUUUGCAGAUUCCCGAGCACCCAUAUCUGCUCCACUUCCUCUUUUGGUCAGGGGUUUGCCCAGGGCUAAUGCUUCUUCAUCCCGGUCAAGUAUCAAUGAUGCAUUACAUAUAGAGACAAAUGAAAUGAGUGAUCAUGAAGGAUCUGUUUAUGGAGAGGGCUGGAUUUUUCUUGUUCCUGACCUUAUAUGUGACUUUGUUAAUGGCUUUUUGUGGAGAAUUCAUUUGGAUCUAGAGGCUAUUGCUGCCAGCAAUUCAGAAGUGCCCUCUAUUUUAGAUUUUUUACAGCGACGGAAGUUGGAAACCAACAAGGCUAAGCAAUUAUGUUUGGCAAUAACAAGGGCAGUAAUUCUUGAACGAAGACCUGUAUUGAUGGUUGCCAGAGCAAUGGAUGUACUCGUUAACUGUUUCUCUCACUCAAUGAAAAUGGGAGGUGCUAGAAGAACAGUGAGUGGUGAGAGCACUUCAACUCCUACCACCCAACAUGGGAAUAACUCUAGGACUGUGGUUGAUGACCCUAUGAGCAGAGUACAGACACAUGGAAGAUCCACCAAACAUGAACCUGCAACUGUCAGUGGUGUGGUCAGUGAAUCUAUACACUACAGGACCAAAGAUGUGGAUAAUGAAUCUCUUGGUCUUACCACUUUUUCCACAAUAGAUAGAUCAUCUACUCUUUUGGUUUCUCAUUCUGAGGAGAAUGUCAACUUGGCACUGCAGAAUACCAGUUCAGGAGAGCCUCUUCAAAAGCCUCUAUCAAGCGAGUUUCAUGAUUUGGGAACAAAAGAGGGGAUAAAAAGUAUAGAUGCUGGAACUUCUGAUGUUGAGGCUGAGCAGUCAAGUUCAGAAUCUCAACUUUCUCCUAGCAGCAGUCGAUUUGACUCUAAUGUUUCUGUGGAGUCACAAGUUCCUUCCGCAGCAAUUUCACCUGAUGAAAUGUACUGUUCUGUAUUUGCUCUCAUUGAGGAAGAGAUGGCUGGAGACCCUGCUUAUUUGGUUGCUAUCAUUGUUGAAUACUUACGGAGUGCGGCUGUGGAAAAACUCAAAGUACAUCCAAAUCUGUAUGUUUUGACUGUACAACUGCUAGCUCGUAGUGAUCGUUAUGCAGAGCUUGGGUUGUUUGUCAUGAACAAGAUCCUUGAACCCUCAAAAGAGGUUGCACUACAACUCUUGGAGUCAGGUCGACAGAAUUUACCUACAAGGAAGUUGGGUAUGGAUAUGCUACGACGGCUAUCUUUGCAUCAUGACUAUGUUUUGCUGCUGGUGCAAGAUGGAUAUUAUCUUGAAGCUUUACGUUAUGUACGGAAGAACAAGGUAGUGAUUCUGAAGUUAGAAAGGCUCACAGAAGCAAUGGUGAAUGUGCAGGUCAAUACCAUCCGGCCUUCAUUGUUUCUUGAUGCAACAAUUUCGUCCAAUGACCUGCAACAUUUGGCAGCGGUCUUGAGGUUCUUCUCUGAUUUUAUUCCUGGCUUCACAAACACAUCAGAUCAUGAGACAUAUUAUCGCAUUCUCAAUGAGAUGAACUCAUCUGUAGCUGCUUGAGGUGUAUCCCUAAUGCAUAGCGUUUUUGUAGCUUUAAACAUGUCAGUCACGACCAAUGUUGUAUUUGUGCGAAAUGUGAUGUUUGACUAAUACAUGCAGCAUAAUGGUGUAUCGGGGUGCACAUCAUUGGUCUCUAAUGGACUGUAGUCAACCAUUGAACUGUUAACCCAAAAUUCAGAAGCGAAUAUGAAUAUAUAAAACAUGACAUGGUGCAAAACUUACGCUUUGACACCUCAGUUACAACUUACGUUGUAGUUUGCAGUGCGAAACUACCAGAUGUUGAAUUUUGUUAUUGUUGACAUUGAGCAUUUUAGGCUGCAUGAUUGUGUUGUAAUUUUGAAAUAAUUUGGGGCAGAGGGAGGCUUACAUUUUAAUCUCUCUCUCCCUCCCUCCUGGUGCGUCCAUGUCCACCUUUGCAAGGUUUAUAGUUGAUUUUUGAUGUUGAAGCUUUGUAA